Messenger RNA from Gastrolobium bilobum, 894 nucleotides. Its product is annotated as zinc finger A20 and AN1 domain-containing stress-associated protein 3-like. Gene Ontology annotation, molecular function: DNA binding; zinc ion binding. The record is from RefSeq and is a predicted model, not a curated record. The transcript has 2 exons. NCBI's taxonomy places the organism in Eukaryota, Viridiplantae, Streptophyta, Magnoliopsida, Fabales, Fabaceae. The coding region runs from base 267 to 737 and encodes 156 amino acids.
GAGAGAGCGUUCUUGUUUUUUUGUGUGUGGAGGUUCUUUUCUUUGGGACUUUCCUUCAAAUUCCCUUCUUUAUUUACCUUGUAACCCCAAUCAACCACAAGUCCACAACCAAACCCUUUCUUUUCCCCUCUUUUUUUGAAUUUUUUUUCUUCCAUUUUCCAUCUCUCCACGGAAAAUCUUGAAAUUCCAUUUCCAUUUCAAUUUCAUUUCCCCUCUCGAUAGUUUCAUCUGAAGGUUCGAUAACUGUUGCGAGAAAAAAAAAAGAAAUGGCGGAAGAACACAGAUGCCAAGCUCAGCGCCUCUGCGCCAACAAUUGCGGUUUCUUUGGCAGCACCGCCACGCAGAACCUUUGUUCGAAGUGCUACGGCGAUUUGCAGCUCAACGAACAACAAUCUUCCUCCGCCAAGCUCGUCCUCAAUCAAUCGCUAGCCUCUCCUCGUUCUCCGGCGGUGGUUUCUCAGCCGUCUUCUUCGUCGCCUUCUGAGGAUGUGGUUGAUCCGCCGCCACGCGCUGCGGAGGAGGCGAAGCCUCCUUCGCAGCACCAGCAGAACCGGUGCAUGACGUGCCGGCGGCGCGUGGGACUCACGGGAUUCAAGUGCCGGUGCGGGUUGACGCUUUGCGGGACCCACCGUUACCCGGAGCAGCACGGUUGCGAGUUCGACUUCAAGGGGCUUGGGAGGGAGCAGAUCGCGAAGGCGAAUCCGGUGGUGAAGGCUGAGAAGCUCGAGAAGAUCUGAGAAAACGAAGGAAGGGUGUUAUGGUCAUUUCGCGUUUGAGGUUGUUGUUGCCAAUAUUUACCAAAGAAAAUUAUUCGGAUGCAGUUCCGGGUCGGACACUUGGCCCGUUGCGUGUGUGUUACCUUCGGAUCGGUGGGUGGUGAUGGUUGGGUGGGGU